Molecule: messenger RNA, 3592 nt
Organism: Cherax quadricarinatus
Lineage: Eukaryota; Metazoa; Arthropoda; Malacostraca; Decapoda; Parastacidae
Product: tigger transposable element-derived protein 6
Cellular component (GO): nucleus
Molecular function (GO): DNA binding
Source: RefSeq, a predicted model, not a curated record
AAUGAUCCAGCCGUGUACUGUGCACACAUGCCCCGUUCUUGUGGUUCUAUGGUUCUCCACUGACGUAGGUGAACAUGAUGCCAAUAAGCGAGUUUGACAGGAGGCUGCGAGGGAGACGCUGCUCUCAAGCUUAUAACAAAGUUUUACUCUACUGUCUGCUUCACUGCCACUGCUGAUCACUAUGUCUCUAAUAAGAGACUUUUCGAAUUUAGAACUAGCUCCUGGAACGGAUUAAGUUCGAAAUUUGAGGUUCCACUGUAUACAGAACAAUCAAUUCUGAUGUCAAUCCUGCUUUCCUGCUUUGAAGCUUUCCUGGUAACUGCAACAGAACUCAUAGGCAGUGUUGUUUAUAAAGAUGACCUGAAAAAUGGAUCUUCAGUCAUAUGGAAACAUGGCCAGGGAAUUGGUAUCAGACCCCCAAGAGAUGCAGCACUUGAACAGUCCUGAAGUUAUGCAAGCUCCUAAGGCUGUCAUAGAAGAGCAAGAGAUACUUCAAAAAGAAUCAGAGCCUCACCUUUCCACAACAGUGAAUGAUGAUCAUGAGGAAGAAGGUGCUGCUGAAGAUGAUAAAGCUCCAGAUGUGGAAGGGCAACCUAAGAAAAAGGCUACUAGACGUGGUAGAGCAAAGGUAAAGAAAAAAGGAAGAGGAAAACGAAAUGUUGCUCUUAGUGAUGCAGAAGUAGCAACAGCUUUUACGUUCAUGAGGAAGAGACGACAAGACCUCACACUUGGUGCCAAAGUAAAGGUUCUUGAAAUGCUUGACCAUGAACCCAAAGUACCACAAGGGAAGAUUGCCUCUAUGUUUCGUGUAAGUCAAAGUCAGGUUUCGAGAAUCAUGAAGAACAAGGAUGCCAUUAUGGCACAAUGGAACAGGUUUGCUACCCCAGACCGUAAACGUUGCAGACUUGGUAAAGCUGGUGCUCUCGAACAAAUAUUAGUUGACUGGUAUAAGGAAGCUAAAAAACAGGAUUUACCCAUAUCCGGUCCUAUUCUUAUGGAAAAGGCAAAAUCUAUAGGUAAUGAAAUGGGAAUAGAAUUUAAGCCUUCUGCUGGAUGGCUAGGGAGAUGGAAGGACAGAAAUGGAGUAACUCUUAAAAGAUUUAAAGAUAAAGAUGGAGCUCCAUCUGUCACCAAGGUUGGGAAUCACUGGAGAAGAUACAUGUUUACAAAGGCAACUAAGGAAUAUCCACUUCAAAAUGUGUGGGUUGUUGAUGAAACUGCUUUAGCAUAUAAUACCCUACCAAAAUAUAUGACUCCAGGAACUUCCAGUGGAAAUGAUAAAGUGUCUGUUAUACUGGCAUGCAAUUUAGCUGGAACUGAGCGGAGACCUGCAGCAGUGAUAGGACGACCACAGUCACUUAGCUCCCUUAAUCUUCCAGUGCCUUUCUACCAUCAUCCUAAAGCUGCUAUUACUUUAGGACUCUUUUCCUCAUGGUUGUGGGAAUGGGAUCGUGAAUUACGUUCAAAAAGAAAGAAAAUAAUUGUACUUUUGAAUAGGGCUGCUCAUCAUCCAGAAAAUCUACAUCUUUUCAACAUUAAUAUAACAUUUUUCCCACCAGGUACAGCAACUGUUUUGCAGCCAUUGAAGUUAGGUAUCAUCUACACAUUUAAGGCUUUGUAUAGAUAUCAACAACUGAAAUAUAUUUUGGCAAAGACACAAGCCAAUGAACAGAUGAAUCAUACUAAUGCAUUCAAUCAUAAUAGCUUGUCACCGCCAUCAAUGGGUCGGUGUGUUUCUACUUUAGAUGCAGUUUUUAUGAUAUAUAAAGCCUGGAAGCAUGUUAGUCCUGAAACCAUAGUGAAAGGAGUAGUGAAAGCUGGACUCAGCAAAGAUGUAAAUGCUUUGAAUGUCUAUGACCAAGUUAGCCCCCCACCUGGGGUUAGCCAGCAAGAUUUUGAAGCUUUUGUCACUUCUGAUGAUGGACUACAUUGUACUGAGCAUGAGGAAGCGUCCACCCAAAGUUUGAGUCCACACACAGGAAUGAUUACCAAUAUUGUUCAGUAUCCACAUUCCAAUAUAUUUAACACUUCAAACAAUAAAAGCCAGCAGCCUAACCAAAUUGAUGCCAUAGAAAAUGUUCGAAGUCCACCAAAGGCAUGUGAAGCUGUUAUUGCUUGCCAAGUUCUCAGACACUAUUUGCAGCAGCAAGGUGGCAGAUUAUUUGAUGAGUUUUCAGAACUGGAAUCUGCUAUUCAUUUGGACAUGAUACUUGAAAUGAGACCCGACUUCAGAAAUGACUUACAAUCUGAUCCUUUACAUGAUGCUAGUUCUGUUCAUAGUUUAGAAGCACAUCAAGUGGCUCAUGAACAAAAGCUGUACUAUAUUCAAAAGGUGCAAGAUGAGCUGCAACAACAAAAAGUUCAGAAAGAAAUGAAGAAGGCAACACAAUCACCUGUUCCAUCCCAGAACACACACACCACCCUCUCUACACCAACACAAGGGGAUGCAACAGAUGCACAUAAUCAAAUUUUAGGAUUACAAAGCCAUGAUAUGCAUACUCAGGAGAUGCCAAGACAGGAAAUGAUGAGACAAGAACUUCAACAGCCUGUGCAAAGACAAGAACAUGUACGCCACGAUAUGAUAAGACCAGAAUAUAGACAUGAAGUUCCUCAUGAUAAUGCUCGUACAUCACUUGUGGAACUUAAGGCUGUAAAAGUGUCAAAUUUUAGACCUCUUCAUUCAGAUGGUAGAAAUGAAGGUAGGAAUAAUAUUAAAAAUGAUGCGAUGACUGUACCAGCAGAUUUACGUAACCAUCCUGCAGCCAGUCACAACGCAGAGGCUGCUGAACUUCACCAUCAGGGAAUCCCAACAGAUAUGAGUCAAAACUUAAGACAGCCAGAUGCAAGGUUGGACAAUCCGGGGAUACCAUAUUAUACAAUACCAAAUCCUUUGCAUCAUUAUAUGCAACCAAAAUAAAGCGUAAUGCUUCAAGAAUUUUUAGUAUUUUAGCAGCUAAUAGUGUAUAUAUGUAUUACAUAUUUUUUAAUUCUGUUGUAAUCGAAUAUGAUUUUUUAACUGCUAAGUACAAAUUGUUUUGUAAAAUAUACGUUGUACAAAUAAUGCUGUUUAAUUUUAAGAUUAAAUUUGUAACGUUUUGUAUAUUUUUGUAAGUUGUGCCAUAGUUUCUUUUACAUAGGGAAAAUUUCAAUGAUGUAUUUAUUUUCUUUCUAGAUGAAAUAAUUAAAAACUACAUACAUACUGUAUCUUGAAAGAGCCUUCUAUUUUAAAUAUUAAGGAUUCCCUGUUAGGAUUCAUGUUAUUACCAAUACUUCACCAUCCACUUGAGAUCAGUCAGAAACACUGUAGCAGGUCUGCAAAUAAACAUUUAUUCUCUGUUAUAUAGAACUUCAGCAGUGAGCAUCUCUUUGACCUAUGGGAAAUUACUUUGUAUAUACGUACUAGCAUUAAGUAUUCUCUAUCACAUUUGUAUAUCUUUUUAUGUACUAAGUAAAUUAUCUCAAUAUAUACUUUCACUAACUGUUGUAAGCUCUGUUCCGUAACUCCUACUAUUUACACAGCUGAGGAAAAAAACUGAUGUAUGCAUAAUCAUUGUUUAACCCUUUCGGGGUUGUCUUGAAAAAUUUCGGCUUU